This is a messenger RNA of Opisthorchis viverrini, 210 nucleotides long. RefSeq lists its product as hypothetical. The transcript has 2 exons. Lineage: Eukaryota; Metazoa; Platyhelminthes; Trematoda; Opisthorchiida; Opisthorchiidae. The annotation marks the transcript as partial. The record is from RefSeq and is a predicted model, not a curated record.
ACCAACAAAAGUGACUGUGACUGGUAUCAGUGUGUUUCCAGAUCCGCAAGACAAGUUUGAACGUCCUCCCAUGAGUUUCAUUGUGAAUGUGGAAGGAGGUUCACUUAAGUUUGGAUGGGUGGCUGUACAUUUGGACCCUGACGCAGUGGAGGCUGAAUUAAAUGCACUGUAUGAAAACGCUGAAACAUUCCGGAAGCAACAUAAACUGGA